Odobenus rosmarus divergens (Pacific walrus) is the source of this 1227-nucleotide messenger RNA. RefSeq names its product mitochondrial transcription termination factor (gene MTERF1). Gene Ontology annotation, biological process: regulation of DNA-templated transcription; termination of mitochondrial transcription. NCBI's taxonomy places the organism in Eukaryota, Metazoa, Chordata, Mammalia, Carnivora, Odobenidae. The transcript has a single exon. Gene Ontology annotation, cellular component: mitochondrial matrix. Gene Ontology annotation, molecular function: double-stranded DNA binding. The record is from RefSeq and is a predicted model, not a curated record.
AUGCAUUUGUAUAAUAUUAUGUAUGUUGUUUUACACAGCAUUCCAAAAGUUUUGGGAUACGUGACCAUUAUGGCACCAAGAAACUUCUUGUGUAUGAGAAGUAACUUUCUCUUUGGUUCAAGAUGUUGGAUGAUCCGAUUUUCAGCAGAAAUCCUCCUUAAAUCAGUUUCAUUUAGGCUUUUUAGUGUGAAGUGUGGUAAUGCAGACAGGGAGUCUUUGGAGAAUGAAGAAUUACUGAAUAACUUACUUACAAUGGGAGUAGACAUUGACAUGGCGAAAAAACGACAGCCUGGAGUUUUUAAUAGGAUGGGAACUAAAGAGCAGGACCUGAAGAUGUUCCUUCUGUCCAAAGGAGCUAGCAAAGAAGUGAUUGCUAGUAUCAUAUCAAGAUAUCCACGAGCCAUAACACGCACACCUGAAAGUCUUUCAGAACGGUGGGAUCUGUGGAGAAGAAUUAUGACAUCAGACCUUGAAAUUAUAAAUAUUUUGCAACGUUCUCCUGAAUCUUUUUUUCGGUCCAAUAAUAACCUAAACUUAGAGAAUAAUAUAAAGUUCCUCUCUUCAGUUGGAUUGACCCAUAAAUGCCUUUGUCGAUUAUUGACCAAUGCUCCACGUACCUUCUCCAACAGCCUAGAUCUGAAUAAACAGAUGAUUGUAUUUUUGCAAGAAGUCUGUUUGUCUUUGGGUCACAAUAAGCCCAGAGAUUUUGUUAGGAAGAUAAUUUUAAAAAACCCUUUCAUCUUAAUUCAGAGUACCAAACGGGUAAAAACUAACAUUGACUUUUUACAGUCAACUUUCAAUUUGAAUGAUGAGAAGUUGCUUGUUCUGCUCUGUGGUCCAGGAGCUAAAAUUCUAGACCUUUCCAACGACUAUGUCAACAGAAACUACACAAAUAUCAAAGAGAAGCUGUUUUUUCUUGGGUGUACUAAAGAAGAGAUACACAAGUUUAUUUUACGCUAUCCAGAUGUGAUCUUCUUGGGAGAGAAAAAGUUUAAUGAUAAAAUAGACUGCCUCAUAGAAGAAAAAUUUAGCAUAUCACAAAUAAUUGAAAAUCCUCGGAUUUUGGAUUCAAGCAUAAAUACUUUAAAAAAUCGAAUCAAAGAAUUGGUAAAUGCUGGCUAUAACUUCAGUACAUCAAACAUCGCUCUUUUAUCUUGGAGUCAAAAAAGAUAUAAUGCUAAAUUGAAGAAGUUAAACAUUGAAUAGAACAAUGUUCUGGGAAAUUAA